Suillus subalutaceus is the source of this 645-nucleotide messenger RNA. Its product is annotated as GTP-binding nuclear protein RAN. Gene Ontology annotation, cellular component: nucleus; cytoplasm. Gene Ontology annotation, molecular function: GTPase activity; GTP binding. The coding region runs from base 1 to 645 and encodes 214 amino acids. The transcript has 7 exons. Gene Ontology annotation, biological process: protein import into nucleus; ribosomal subunit export from nucleus. Lineage: Eukaryota; Fungi; Basidiomycota; Agaricomycetes; Boletales; Suillaceae. The record is from RefSeq and is a predicted model, not a curated record.
AUGGCACAGACUCAGAUUCCUACCUUUAAGCUGGUCCUUGUCGGUGAUGGUGGUACCGGCAAGACAACAUUCGUGAAACGCCAUCUUACUGGUGAAUUCGAGAAGAAGUACAUUGCCACUCUCGGUGUCGAAGUCCACCCACUUUCCUUUUCCACAAAUUUCGGCACGAUCUGCUUCAAUGUCUGGGAUACCGCUGGACAGGAAAAGUUUGGUGGUCUUCGUGAUGGAUAUUACAUCCAGGGCCAGUGUGGCAUCAUCAUGUUCGAUGUCACUUCCAGAAUCACCUAUAAGAAUGUCCCAAAUUGGCACCGCGAUCUUGAGCGUGUUUGCGAGAACAUUCCCAUUGUACUGUGCGGAAACAAGGUUGAUGUUAAGGAGCGCAAAGUGAAGACCGGCGCUGUCACAUUUAACCGCAAAAAGAACCUGCCUUACUUUGAAAUCUCUGCCAAAUCUAACUACAACUUCGAGAAACCCUUCCUGUGGCUUGCAAGGAAGUUGGUUGGUAACCAUGACCUAGACUUCGUAGCGGCCCCUGCCCUUGCCCCUGCUGAGGCUCACGUUGACCCUGAGUUGAUGAAACAAUACGAGGAAGAGUUGAAGAAGGCUGAGGCUGUUCCGCUUCCGGAAGAGGAAGAUGACCUGUAA